AUGCCCAACAUCCAUAUCUUCACCCUGACGCUCGAGGCGGGCGAGACCGAGCAGAUAAGGUCGAAAGGAUGGUGCAAUUGGCUUGGCAGCUGCCACUCAACCCGAAUAUCAGCAGCGGGUGGCAUCCCGUGUCUCCGGAAUCCGCAGUUCAGCGGACAACGGCAACAAAUACAUCGACAGGCUAUUAGCGACAACGCAUACGUGGACUAUUCAGUGGAAGCAAAGCAAACAGUGGGCCCGAAAAGUAUCCCUAAGAUGGCAUCAUGGCUGUUGCGCCGAGAUGGGGCUUGUUAG
Molecule: messenger RNA, 294 nt
Organism: Pyricularia oryzae 70-15
Lineage: Eukaryota; Fungi; Ascomycota; Sordariomycetes; Magnaporthales; Pyriculariaceae
Exons: 2
Coding region: 1-294 (97 amino acids)
Source: RefSeq, a predicted model, not a curated record